Molecule: messenger RNA, 2103 nt
Organism: Daphnia magna
Lineage: Eukaryota; Metazoa; Arthropoda; Branchiopoda; Diplostraca; Daphniidae
Product: 97 kDa heat shock protein-like
Exons: 8
Coding region: 911-2011 (366 amino acids)
Biological process (GO): protein folding
Cellular component (GO): cytosol; nucleus
Molecular function (GO): ATP binding; ATP-dependent protein folding chaperone
Source: RefSeq, a predicted model, not a curated record
GCACCCACGCUGAGGCAGCUACGCUACCAUUAGUCGCGUUUUGGCGAAGUUGCGAGAAGGAACUGCUGCCGGUCGUUUUUUUAUUAGCUUUUGGUGACAUUUUGUGUGAGUCGAAAAAGAAAUUUGUGUGUGUGUGUGUGUUUAUGGAAGGCGUUCCAGCUGAAAUAUUUUGGGAAUUAUGGUGAAUAUUUUGCGUGUGUGUUGAUGGAAAGCGAUUCCGGCGGAUUGGGUGGCGAAACUGUGUGUGUGUUUGUUUAUGGAAAGGGAAAAAUCUAUUAGCCCCCGCUAGGGGGACUCUCUCUUGCGCCUACCAGCAGCCGCCAGCCGGCCGUGUUGUUGACAAGUGAUAGUUCGUCGUCAUGUCUUUUCAUUGGAAUUUUCAUGUCUUCUCAGCACACUUGUAAGUUUUGGCAUGUUAAAGUAUUUUGUGUAAUUGUUACAUCAUGAUGAAAACAUGUGCUACAUGUGUGUUGAUGGAAAGCGAUCUAUUUGCAUUUAGACUGACUGAGAGCUAUCAGUUUUUCCUUUCGAGAAAAAUAAAAGGCCAACACCAUGGUUAAAAAAGGGUUUUUGUUAACCAUGCUCAAAGUUGCCACUACUCGUGUAUCAUCCAAGCUAUCAUGUGUGUUGAUGGAAAGCGAUCUAUUUGCAUUUAGACUGACUGAGAGCUAUCAGUUUGUCCUUUCGAGAAAAAUAAAAGGCCAACACCAUGGUUAAAAAAGGGUUUUUGUUAACCAUGCUCAAAGUUGCCACUACUCGUGUAUCAUCCAAGCUAUCAUGUGUGUUGAUGGAAAGCGAUCUAUUUGCAAUUAGACUGACUGAAAGCUAUCAGAUUGUCCUUUCGAGAAAAAGUUAUUACUUCAUCCUAACUUCAUCCAUUGUGCAAUAACAUUUAUUCUAUUAUCUCUAGAUGUUGGCCUGCACCUUCGAUCCUGCCUUGGGAGGUCGCUCUAUCGAUAUUGCCAUCGCUCAUCAAUUGGCACAAGGAUUUAACAAGCCAGGAAGCGAUGUGACCAAAAACAAGGGUUCCUGGAUUCGUCUCUUAGCUGAGGUUGAUAAAUUGAAACGUCAAAUGUCUGCGAACGUCUCUGCCCUUCCUAUUAACGUCGAAUGCCUGAUCGAUGAAAGAGAUUUCUCUGCAAAGAUGAAAAGAUCCGACAUGGAAGAGCUUUGCGCCCCUCUCUUCGAACGAGUUGAAAAAACAUUGCGACGAUGUCUUGCCGAAUCGGGACUGAAACAGGAAGAUAUUUCUGAGAUUGAACUUAUUGGUGGCUCGACUCGUAUCCCAGCUGUCAAAUCACUAAUCGAGCAGGUCUUUGGCAAACCACCCUCCACAACUCUGAAUCAGGACGAAUGCGUUGCCCGUGGCGCUGCUAUUAUGGCUGCCAUGCUGUCUCCCAGUUUCAAGGUCCGUGAAUUCUCUCUUACCGAUCUUCAGCCCUAUGCAAUCAACUUGAAUUGGAGCGGCGAAGACGUUGAGCACGGAGAGAUGGAAGUAUUCCCCAAGUUUCACAGCGUUCCUUUCUCCAAGAUUCUAACAUUCUUCCGAAAGAGUCCUUUUGUGUUUGCUGCUUCGUUGAAUCGUUUCAAGAAAGCGUACACUGCUUACAAUAGCGGUGUUGCAGCCUACGAUCACUGGACGCCCGAAGAAGCAAAGAAGUUGGAACUAGCAAUUGCUGAAAAAGUUUCUUGGUUGGAUGCCAACAUCAGCCGUGUGAAGGCAACUCUUAAGACUAAGGACUUGCCUAUUAAAGCCGCUGCCUUCCAUAGCGAACACCAGGCUUUUGAAAGCAGCAUGAAUCCAGUUUUGAACAAACCCAAACCACAGCCUCCUGCCCCACCGGCUGAAGCUGCACAGUCGGGCAAGCCAGAGGAUGCUGCCAACGGCUCAACAAUAGUGCUCCCAGAAUUGAUCCGCGGACCACAGUCCCGACUCCAUCAUGCGAAAUUAAUUGGCCGUGCAUCACCAACUUAUAUCGGAUGGGCGCUCCGUAUUGAAAACUAUUGCUAAAUUUCAUAAAGCUUUACAUAAUUUUGCUUGGACAAUCAUGUGUAAGUGGUGUAUAAAAUGAAAUGCGUGUUGAAUACAAAUUUUAAAUCGCG